AUGAGUGAUCUUUCAGGAACUUGUCUCGGUGAGGAUCCUGUGGCAAUUCUUUUAAAAGAAUGUUUGAAAUUAAUAAUAGCUAUUAGAUAUCAUAAUAAUACUAUAAAACAGCAAACAUCCUCUGAUUAUCCAUUAAUACUUGGUGGAAAUAAUGAAUAUUUCAAGGAUUUUGAUGAAGAUGAGGAAGAUGAGGAUUAUGAUAAUGAUAAUAGGGGCGAGGAGAAAAAUAAGAUUAGGAAUAAUAGUUCAAAUUUAUCAGAUAUUGUAAAUUUGAAAAAUAUAUUAAGUGGAUUGACUUCAAUAUAUUCUAUAGAUUCUUUAACUUUACUAAAUCCAUUUUUAAAUGUAUUAACGCUUAAAAAAUCAAAGAAUGAGCAUAUCAAGAGAUUAACAUUGGAGUCACUUAAUAAAAUUUUUACGCUUCAACUGAUUAAUUUAAAUUGUAUCAAUUAUGUUCAAGCAUAUAGAAAAACAGUUUCCAUUUUAAUUGAUCUUGAUCCACAUUUCAGUAACAAUCAAGACACAAAGGAUUUAAUAGAAAUUGAAAUAAUCACACUUCUACAAUGCAUUAUAUCCACAUCAUGUGGGAAUUGCUUGUCUGAUUCUUUAGUAUAUGAAUCAUUAAAAAAAGUUUUAUUGAUUGUUUGUAGAAGAAAAUUAUCAGACAAGUUAAAAGUCAGAGCAGAAUAUGUCCUUAAGAGAAUGACUGUUCAUGUGUUUACUAAACUUAAGUUUAUGAAUCUAUCUGCUAUUAAUAAUAAAUAUAUUGAUGAUGAACAUAUAAAGAAAUAUUUUGUGUUUAAAAAGGCUAACGAUUCCAGUGAAUUCGAUUUACAGGAAGAAAAAGAGGAACAACUGAUCAAUAAAAAGAAUCAUGAGAAUAAUAGCAGUGAUUAUAGUGAAGUAAAUGUAACACCAAAUUACAGUCUUCCUGUGAUAAUACAAUAUCUGGAGUUAUUGUUAUCUUUAAUAAGUUUGGAAAAUAAAUCUGAAUAUACUGCUCGCACUCAAGUAGUGGGUUUGGAAUUGAUAAAUACUAUGGUAGAAUUAGUUGGUAGAUUAUUUUUGAAACAUCCAAAGUUAUUAAAUAUGAUCUCAGAUUCAGUCUUUAAAUCUAUUGCAUUAAUAAUGGAAACAAAUGUGGAUAAUAUUUUGUUAAUGGAUAAAGUUUUAACAGUUUAUACUUCCAUUAUAUUAGCUCUUGGCUGGUUUUUACCAAGGCAAAUAGAAUUGACAUUGCCUAGAUUAUUUGAAAAACUUCAAAAUUCCUCGUCACUCCAUUUUCAAAGAAUUAUUAUUGAAAAACUUUCGUUGCUGUGGGUGCGUGACCCAUCUUUGUUUAUUAAUUUUUUUGUGAAAUAUGACUGUAGUUUUGAAUAUCACGAUUUGUCGGUUAAAUUUUUAACAGUAAUGAUGAAUAUGACUAAUCCAGAAAAGGAUCUGACUAUUUCAACCUUUGGGUUAGAUGCUUUGACAACAUUUGUCGAUUAUGUUUACAACCAAAUAACCAAAGUGGAUGAGUUUCAAUUUGAUGAUGCGCCACAAAGUAUAAUUCUAAAAGAGUGGAGUAGAAAAGCUGAAUUCAUAAAUUGUAUGAAAAUGUUUAAUGAAAAGCCAAGAGAUGGAAUUAAAUUAUUAAUAGACAGCAAAUUUAUUCCUAACAAUAAAGGAAAAGAAGUAGCAAAAUUUUUAUUUGAAAAUGAUAGUAGACUUAAUAAAAAACAGCUAGGGUUAUUGCUUUGUAAGCCUGAAGAGACAGAACUUUUGGGUGAAUUUAUGAGUUUAUUUAAUUUUAAUUCAUUUAGAGUAGAUGAAGCGUUGAGGGUCCUAUUAACCAAGUUUAGAUUACCUGGUGAAUCUCAGCAAAUUGAAAGAAUCCUUGAAGCCUUUUCCAAAAGGUAUGUUGGAUGUCAACAGUACGUAGAGAAUAUUUACAGCGAAGAAGAAGAAAAUCUUGCUCAGGUUCAAGCUGAUGCAGAUUCUGUUUUUAUUUUAAGUUAUUCUAUUAUCAUGUUAAAUACAGAUAUCCAUAACCCACAAGUGAAAGAACAUAUGUCCUUUGAAGAAUAUUGUAGUAAUUUGAAAGGCUGUUAUAAUAAUGGGAAUAACUAUCCACAGUGGUUUUUAGAAAAAAUUUAUGCAUCAAUACAAGAUAAGGAAAUUGUUAUGCCUGAAGAACAUCAUGGAAAUGAAAAGUGGUUUGAUGAUGUUUGGAAUAAUGUCAUUUCAUCUAAUACAGUAAUUACAGAGAUACCGAAAAUUCAUUUGGAUGAUAUCAAUUGUUUUACAUCUAUUGAAGAAAUUCAGUUUGAAAUGAAACUUUUUGAGAAUGUCGGUAUACCCUUGAUUAAAAAAAUUUUUGAUUUAUUAGUUUUAACAAAAGAUGAUAACACAAUCAGUUUGCUGAUCGAUUUAGUUGAAAAAUGUUACAAAAUUUGUAAAUUCUUUAAAUUGAAAAAUAUGUUUAAUGAAUUGGUAGCAAACCUUGCCACUAUGACAACUUUGUUACCUGAUGAUUUAAAUUUGAAAAAUAAUGGUAAUUCAAAAGAUAUUGUAAAUAAGGAAUUGGGUGAAAUAUACCCUGUAAUAGAUAUUGUAGACAAAGAAGAAGGUACAAUAAUUACGAUAAGUCCACAUUCGAUUAAAUUAGGUGAAUCAUUUAAAGCACAAAUGUGUUCUGUUUUAUAUUUUAAUAUAUUUGGUCAUAACAAGAUAACAAAUUUCUUAAAUGAAGAAAACUGGAAUAAUUUAAUAAAAAUUUUGCUGGUUAUGUUUCAAGAUAGGAUGAUUAUUAAUAAUGUGAAAAUGGGAACAUUUUAUCCUGAAUAUGAUAUCAUUGAGCAGAAUAAUCUCAGCAAAAUACCACAUUUACCAAAGGCAGAUUACGUUAUUGAUGAUAUCAACUUUAAAAGUAAUCGUGGUUUAUUGUCAUCAUUUGCCUCAUACUUGAAAGGUAAUGAUGAACCAAGUGAAGAUGAUAUUAAAAAAGCUAUUAAAUGUAAUGAUUGUAUUAAGAUGAUCAAUUUCAAAAAAUACAUUUGGGCCAAUGAUACAAUUGUGACACCAAAGAAUAUUAUCGAUUUAUUCAACAGGCAUAUAUUAAUGGAAAGAAAUGUUACUAAUUUUAAAUAUUUCGAAGAAAGGAUUAUAUGCAUUAUAGAAUUGUCUAUUAAUUUAAUGUUACAGUAUGAUUGGAUUGGUGAGAUUGGUUAUAAAUUAUUUAAUAAGUUAAGUGCAUUAUAUGAAAUUGAAAACUUAUCUAAAUCAUAUUAUCGCCGCUUGAUGGUUUAUAAAGUGCUAGUAAUAUCUCUAUUAAAUGAAGAGAAAUUAUUAUCAAAAUUGGUUGAAAAGGAAAUUAUCGUGUCUAAUGAGAUAUUUACUAUUGAUUAUUUCAAUGAAACUCUUGAUGGACAAUAUAUUGUGAAAGUAAUUAUGUUUAGCAUCGAUAAGAAUAAUCCAACUGCUUGGAAGUUUUUGAAUUAUUUAAUAGUUUCCAAUGUGGAUAAAACAAAUUAUGAAGGAAAAUAUUUGAUUAAAAGUAUCAAUGAUUACAUCUCCAAUAGUGAGAAUAUAACAAGUAUCAAUAUUACUCAAGUCAUUGAUAUUAUGAAACAAUUGAUUAAGUAUCGUAUAGAUAUAAUAGAUAUUUUAUUCCAAAUUUUAAAUGGUGAAAUUAAUUUUGUUCCUCCUAUUGAAGUUCAAAGCAUUGUAUCUUUAAUUCAGCUGGUAUUAAGGCAAAUAUUGGACCAAAUUGAAGAUUUUCAUGGUAAUAAUGAGGAAGAUGACAAUUUUCAAUAUUCUUCUGUGUUACUAAGAUUAGGCAAAAAUCUCAAAUCGGACAAAUCUCUUUUGAAGGAAUAUGAUGAUAGGACUAUUAAAAUAAUUAUUGAUCAUUCUAUGUUACAAAUAAUUGGUGAUAUUGGAAACGAAGGCCAAAAAUUGUUUAAUCUUGAAGUAUUAAAGUUAUGUAAGGAUAUCUUUCUUUAUUAUUUCAAUGGAGUAGAUAUAGAGUAUGAGGAUAAAUUUAAACAGAUCCAAGAUCAAUUAUCUUGA
Messenger RNA from Arxiozyma heterogenica, 4053 nucleotides. RefSeq names its product Arf family guanine nucleotide exchange factor GEA1 (gene GEA1). The coding region runs from base 1 to 4053 and encodes 1350 amino acids. NCBI's taxonomy places the organism in Eukaryota, Fungi, Ascomycota, Saccharomycetes, Saccharomycetales, Saccharomycetaceae. The record is from RefSeq and is a predicted model, not a curated record. Gene Ontology annotation, biological process: regulation of ARF protein signal transduction. The transcript has a single exon. Gene Ontology annotation, molecular function: guanyl-nucleotide exchange factor activity.